GCACGAUAACCUAUCCCUAUAUAUAUAUAUAUAUACCGUAAUCAGGAUGGACAAAACUGCAUAACAUAAUCGGAUCCCCUGUCAAAGGAAGAGUCCACAAACACUACUAGGUCCACUUCCCUUCCCUUCCCUGUCCCUUUUUUUUUUUGUGAAGGAACCCCCGUACUUUCUUCUUCCCCCAUAUAUAUAUACAAAGCGUCACAACGUUGGCGUCUUUUUGCGCGAGCGAACACUUUUCAAGUCUGAAACUUCCUCCACUCGAGUGGCUGCGUUUGCCAACACUUUUUCUUUUCUUUUUCUUUAAUUUUAAUCGCUCUUAUGGUAAUGGAUGCAAACCCUUCUUCUGGACCUUCUCCAUUCCUCGCCAAUCUUCCCUCUCGGGGCCUCUUCUCUUCCACCGUCAUCUCUUCCAAUCCGGGUGGAAUUCGGGUUUAUACAUGUGAUCAUGAUACCUCACCACCAGAGGGUCAAAAUAUUAAGACAAACCAACAGAACAUACUGAUUAGAUCACUCACCCUUAAGAAGCAAAGGGGUGAUUCAAGCUCAAAGGAUGGAUCUGAUGGUUCAAGGAAGAGGGCUGCCGAAAAGGUUCUGGACAGCAGAGCUUCAGCUAAGAGAACAAAUAAUCAAAUGAACUCUCGACAAGAGGGAUCAAACAGUCAAACAUCCAAUAGGGACUUCCACAGCUUGACUGUAGAGAGGCUUCGUGCUGUUCUGAAAUCUAAAGGUCUUUCAACCAAAGGAAAGAAGGAGGAGCUUAUUACGCGCCUUAAAGAUGCAAAUGUUUAAGUGUAGUAUGGAGGAGGAAUACUCUGCUCAUUAAGAAUCCAAUGUAAGAGUAGUUAGUGUUUCUUCUUAAUGUAACUUAGGAUCUGGCACUAAUAUAUAUAACUAGUGCAAGUUGCAGUUACAUUUGAAUAUUAUCGUUUUGGUACUAUUGUUUCACGAGUGUCAGCAUUAAGUAUGUUUUGUUUUAUGGUUCUAUUGUAUGUAGAGGUCAAUUGCAUGAUUAAUUUUCCCAAUGCUGGCUUUUUUAUGUCAUUUAAAAUGACAGAUAUUUUUCCCUUUUUAA
Gastrolobium bilobum is the source of this 1072-nucleotide messenger RNA. RefSeq lists its product as uncharacterized. Gene Ontology annotation, cellular component: Cul4-RING E3 ubiquitin ligase complex. The transcript is spliced from 6 exons. NCBI's taxonomy places the organism in Eukaryota, Viridiplantae, Streptophyta, Magnoliopsida, Fabales, Fabaceae. Gene Ontology annotation, biological process: positive regulation of proteasomal ubiquitin-dependent protein catabolic process. Bases 319 to 789 code for a protein of 156 amino acids. The record is from RefSeq and is a predicted model, not a curated record.